CACUCCUACCUCCAUCUGCCCUCGGCAGCUUAUCGUCAAUGUGCCCAUCUCGCCUCCUGCCCAGCAGCACUACUCAGAGACCAGGACACUCCAGAGACCCAAAGACAUCAUGCUCCCAGGUCCUGUCUUUUCUCUUUGUAUUUCCCAUUCUGCAUAAUGAUUCAGGAGCCUAAGGACCGUCCACAAGACUUAACUAUGGCUAUUUUCAUUAUUUUUUCCCUGUGUAGUGUGCUGGUGACAGGCUUGGGUGAAGGUGGGAGUGAGAAGGGAGUGGAAAGGGAAGGUGAACCCGGCGAGCCUCCCCGCUGUCCCCUCAUGUCCCACAGUGCCCAGCCCUGGACACACCCCAGCCAGAGCCAGCUGUUUGCAGACCUGAGCCGAGACGAGCUGACAGCUGUGAUGAGCUUCCUGACCCAGCAGCUAGGGCCAGACCUGGUGGAUGCAGCCCAGGCCCGCCCCUCGGACAACUGCAUCUUCUCGGUGGAGCUGCACCUGCCCCCCAAGGCCGCCGCCCUGGCCCACCUGGACAGGGGGAGCCCCCCACCUGCCCGGGAGGCACUGGCCAUCGUCUUCUUCGGUGGACAGCCUCAGCCCAACGUGAGUGAGCUGGUGGUGGGGCCGCUGCCACGGCCCUCCUACCUGCGGGAUGUGACGGUGGAGCGUUACGGGGGCCCCCUGCCCUACCACCGCCGCCCCGUGUUGCUCCGAGAGUACCUGGACAUAGACCGGCUGAUCUUCGACAGAGAGCUGCCCCAGGCUGCCGGCCUCCUCCACCACUGCUGCUUCUACCAACGCCAAGGACAGAACCUUGUGACGAUGAACACGGCUCCCCGAGGUCUACAGUCAGGGGACCGGGCCACCUGGUUUGGUCUCUACUACAACAUCUCGGGGGCUGGCUUUUUCCUGCACCCCGUGGGGUUGGAGUUGCUGGUAGACCACAAGGCUCUGGACCCUGCCCGCUGGACCAUCCAGAAGGUGUUCUUUCAAGGUCGCUACUAUGAGAGUUUGGCCCAGCUGGAGGACCAGUUUGAGACUGGCCUGGUGAAUGUGGUGCUGGUCCCAGACAAUGGCACAGGUGGAUCCUGGUCCCUCAAGCCCCAGGGGCCCCCCGGCCCGCCGCCUCCUCUGCAGUUCUAUCCCCAGGGCCCCCGCUUCGGUGUCCAGGGGAGUCGAGUGACCUCCUCAUUGUGGACUUUCUCCUUUGGCCUUGGAGCUUUCAGUGGCCCCAGGAUCUUUGACAUUCGCUUCCGGGGAGAACGACUAGCUUAUGAGAUCAGCCUCCAGGAGGCCUUGGCUGUCUAUGGUGGAAAUUCUCCUUCUGCUCUGCGAAGCCGGUACACAGAUGGUGGAUUUGGCUUGGGUCACUUCUCUUCAACCCUGACCCGGGGGGUGGACUGCCCCUAUGGGGCUACCUACGUGGACUGGCACUUCCUUCUGGAAUCACACACCCCCAAGACAAUACGCGAUGCCAUUUGUGUGUUUGAACAGAACCAGGGCCUCCCUCUGAGGCGACAUCACUCAGAUAUCCACUCCCACUAUUUUGGGGGCCUUGCAGAGACAGUGCUGGUGGUCAGAUCUGUGUCGACCAUGCUCAACUAUGACUACGUGUGGGAUAUGGUCUUCCACCCCAACGGGGCCAUAGAGGUCCGACUCCACGCCACCGGCUACAUCAGCUCAACCUUCCUCUUUGGUGCCGCCCAAAGGUAUGGGAACCGGGUUGGGGAGCACACGCUGGGCACGGUCCACACCCACAGCGCCCACUUCAAGGUGGAUCUGGAUGUAGGAGGACUGGAGAACUGGGUCUGGGCUGAGGACAUGACCUAUGUCCCCACGGCAGUCCCCUGGAGCCCCGAGCACCAGGUGCAGAGGCUGCAGGUGACCCGGAAGCUGCUGGAGACCGAGGAGCAGGCCUCCUUCCCCCUGGGAGGCGUCCCGCCCCGCUACAUGUACCUGGCCAGCAACCACAGCAACAAGUGGGGUCACCCGCGGGGCUACCGUGUCCAGGUGCUCAGCUUUGCAGGGGAGCCGCUGCCCCAGAACAGCUCCUUGGAGAGAGCCUUCAGCUGGGGGAGGUACCAGCUGGCCGUGACCCAGCGGAAGGAAGAGGAGCGCGGCAGCACCAGCAUCUACAAUUUGAACGACCCUUGGUCUCCCACCGUGGACUUCGCUGACUUCAUCAACAACGAGACCAUCGCAGGGAAGGACCUGGUGGCCUGGGUGACAGCUGGUUUCCUGCACAUCCCACACGCGGAAGACGUUCCCAACACGGUGACUGUGGGGAACGGUGUGGGCUUCUUCCUCCGACCCUACAACUUCUUUGACCAGGACCCCUCCUUCGAGUCUGCGGAUUCUGUCUAUUUCCAGGGGGACCAGGAUGCUGGGGCCUGCGAGGUCAACCCCCUGGCUUGCCUUCCCCAGGCUGCUGCCUGUGCCCCAGACCUCCCCGCCUUCUCCCACGGGGGCUUCUCUCACAACUAAGGGGUCCCCGGGAUGGGGAAUGUGCCAGGGACCCCAGGGCCAGGCUGUGGGGAGAGGAGCAGUGGGUGCUGGGCCAGGGGGCCUGAUGCCCUCUUUUCCUUCCUUCCACCUGGAAGCUCCCCGCCUCCCCUUCCCCUCAGGCCCCCUCUCUAUGGCCCUCCCUGACACCCCCUCCCUGCUGGGAGCAUCCUGAGCCUGUGAUGCCUGGCA
Messenger RNA from Lontra canadensis (Northern American river otter), 2688 nucleotides. RefSeq names its product membrane primary amine oxidase-like. The record is from RefSeq and is a predicted model, not a curated record. Gene Ontology annotation, biological process: response to antibiotic; amine metabolic process. NCBI's taxonomy places the organism in Eukaryota, Metazoa, Chordata, Mammalia, Carnivora, Mustelidae. The transcript has 4 exons. Bases 157 to 2478 code for a protein of 773 amino acids. Gene Ontology annotation, cellular component: endoplasmic reticulum; early endosome; Golgi apparatus. Gene Ontology annotation, molecular function: primary methylamine oxidase activity; quinone binding; copper ion binding.